AUGGCUGGCACGACAUUGGCUUCCAGCAACAACGAGCCGCCGGCUCGAAGCCCUCGAUGGAUUCUGACAUUCGGUUGCCUCACAUUCUUCACCAAGUUUCUCGACCUUCAAGCUUUCCAAAAUGCGUACGUCAGCGGGAUGAAGGAAGACAUCGGCAUGGAGGGCAACGACUUGCAAUACACCACGGGUGUCUUCCAGGCCGGUUACUGCGCCGCCAUGAUCCCGUCCAACAUCAUCCUCACACGAGUCCGCCCGAACCUCUUGAUCCCGGCUUUCGAAGUUCUCUGGGGCGUCUUGACCUUGCUCACCGCAUUCGUCAAAGAUGUCAAGCACGUUUACAUCAUUCGAUUCUUCUCUGGUGUGUUUGAGUGCGUUGCGUACCCAGGUGUCAUCUACUGCAUCGGAUGUUGGUACAAGAGUACUGAAAUCUCUCGGCGACUCAGCUUGUUCUACAUCGCGGGACCGUUGGGCACCAUGUUUGCCGGAUACUUCCAAACCGCCUGCUACACCAAUCUCAACGGCGUGAACGGACUGGCCGGCUGGCGUUGGCUCUUCAUCGUCUGCGGUUGCAUCACUCUCCCCGUCGCCAUCCUCGGUCUCACGGUCUUCCCCGCCCGCCCCGACUCCAAGCAUCCCUCGUGGCUGUUGACACAGGACCAAAUCGCCCUCGCCAGACGUCGCGUCUCCGAAGGCGGAUCGGAAGCGCCCAAGGUCAAGUUCGACCGCAAGGCCAUCACCGACGUCUUCAAGAGCUGGCACUGGUACGCAUUCGUGGCCUUGUACUACGUCUUCAACCAGGCCAUGAUCACGAACGGCCAGCCGUUCAACCUCUAUCUCAAGGCGCACGACGACAAGUACUCCAUCAGCCAGAUCAACAACUUACCCACAGGCCAGUCCGCCAUCUCCAUCGUCGCCGCUCUCGUGGGUUGUUACUGGGCUGAUGCUACGGGGAAGAGGUGGCUGCCGUCGAUCUGGAUCUGCGGGUUCAUGACUAUCGGGGCUGUUUGCAUGGCGGCUUGGAAUAUCCCCGAGGGUCUCAAGUUCUUCGCUUUCUACAUCGCCGGACUGGGCGGUGCUCUCAACCCCCUGUUCAUGUCCUGGGCGUCGGAAGUGACUUUCCGUUCGGCUGAAGAACGUGCCGUGGUUGUGUCUUCUAUGAACGCUGUCGGCCAGGCACUGCUGGCUGGUCUCAACAUUGUGACCUUCCCCACUCCGCAGGCACCUAGGUUCAAGUUCGGUUGGUACUGGGUUAUGGUGAACAACAUCCUCCAGUUCGGAUUGGUUCUCGUCAUCAUGGUUCUCCACAACAAGGAGAAGAAGAGCAUGCAGGUUCUCGACGGCCAAACUGAGGAUGUCGAGCAGAUCAAGGUUGCCAACGCUACCAAGGGAGACGAUGAGUCGGCUUGA
This is a messenger RNA of Colletotrichum karsti, 1407 nucleotides long. RefSeq lists its product as uncharacterized. Gene Ontology annotation, biological process: transmembrane transport. Gene Ontology annotation, molecular function: transmembrane transporter activity. The record is from RefSeq and is a predicted model, not a curated record. Lineage: Eukaryota; Fungi; Ascomycota; Sordariomycetes; Glomerellales; Glomerellaceae. Gene Ontology annotation, cellular component: membrane. Bases 1 to 1407 code for a protein of 468 amino acids. The transcript is spliced from 6 exons.